Molecule: messenger RNA, 1232 nt
Organism: Gastrolobium bilobum
Lineage: Eukaryota; Viridiplantae; Streptophyta; Magnoliopsida; Fabales; Fabaceae
Product: nucleolar protein 12-like
Exons: 6
Molecular function (GO): RNA binding
Source: RefSeq, a predicted model, not a curated record
UUCGGAUUCCGUAACUGAAGCUUCGGAGAAGAAGAGUAAACGCGGUUCCGAUGAAAGGGAAGGGGAAGGGGAAGGGAAAGAUCAUAAUUUGGGUACGCAAACAAAAAAGGGCGAGGUUGUAAUCGAAGGUGAGGAGGGAAAGAUGAAGGAGAAGAAGAGGAAAAGGGAAGAGCUUGAGAAAGAGUGGGAGGAGAAGAAUAACAAGGAGGAAAGACCCAUUCUUGAUUCGGAUUCCGUAACUGAAGCUUCGGAAAAGAAGAGGAAACGCGGUUCCGAUGAAAGGGAAGGGGAAGGGGAAGGGGAAGAUCAUAAUUUGGGUACGCAAACAAAAAAGGGCGAGGUUGUAAUCGAAGGUGAGGAGGGAAAGAUGAAGGAGAAGAAGAGGAAAAGGGAAGAGCUUGAGAAAGAGUGGGAGGAGAAGAAGUAUGGUGUGGUGGUGGAAGGAGAGGAAGAUGAAAAGGAAAGGUUUGGGAAUAAAACUCUUGAGAGCAAGAGGAAGAUGAUAUAUAACCCAGCUGAUAUGUUGGUUUCAAAGGAAGGUUAUGAUGACGAGGAUAAGCUUUUGAGGACUAUUUUAGUUGGGAAUUUGCCUCUCAAGUUGAAAAAGAAGACUUUGUUGAAGGAGUUUAAGAAAUUUGGUGAGGUUGAGUCUCUGGUGACUCGUUCUGUUCCAAUACAAGAUACCAAAAAACCUAGGAAGGGAGCCAUCCAUUCGAAGAAAAUAAAUGAUUCCGCUGAUAGUGUUCACGCAUACAUUGUUUUCAAGACAGAGGAAUCUGCUCAGGCUUCUUUGUCCCACAACAUGACUGUGGUUGAAGGAAAUCACAUUCGUGUUGAUAGGGCUUGCCCACCCCGCAAGAAACAUAAAGUGAAGAUUGCUUCGCUUUAUGAUAACAAGAGAACUGUUUUUGUGGGCAACCUCCCAUUUGAUGUUAAGGAUGAAGAACUAUAUCAGUUAUUUUGUGGUAUAUCCAACCUGGAAUCAAGUAUAGAAGCUGUUAGAGUCAUUAGAGAUCCUCAUCUUAAUGUUGGAAAGGGUAUUGCCUAUGUGCUGUUUAAAACAAGGGAAGCUGCUAAUUUUGCUGUUAAGAAACGGAGCUUGAUGGUUGAAAAUCCAUGCUGUCAUGCCAAAGCGGAUGCCACCCCAUCCAAAAGGCCAAACCCAUCACCAGCUCCUAGUACCCCUGCAAAGAAGUUGGCUGUGAAAAGGCCAUACCAGCUGUUGCAAAGAA